Aphanomyces astaci is the source of this 4422-nucleotide messenger RNA. RefSeq lists its product as hypothetical. The transcript is spliced from 3 exons. The record is from RefSeq and is a predicted model, not a curated record. Gene Ontology annotation, biological process: secondary metabolite biosynthetic process; amino acid activation for nonribosomal peptide biosynthetic process. Lineage: Eukaryota; Oomycota; Saprolegniomycetes; Saprolegniales; Verrucalvaceae. Gene Ontology annotation, cellular component: cytoplasm. Gene Ontology annotation, molecular function: phosphopantetheine binding; transferase activity. The coding region runs from base 1 to 4422 and encodes 1473 amino acids.
AUGACGACCGCUCAAGACUCUUUCACGGGCGUCCUCGACGACCGCAACUCGGGACUCGCCAUCCAAUUCGGAGGUCAAGGCAACGACUACAUGGACGAACUCAGUCGAGCCGUGCACUCGUCAGCGUCGGCGCGACAGUUUGUUCAGCUGGCUCAGUCCAUUUUGGAGGCAGAAGCCAACGGAACCCCCUACUCCUGUCUCCAUCCGUUCUUGUGGUCGCAAGAUCCUACGUCUCGUCCGUCCAGGUCGACCUUGAUGGCGGCGCCGGUGAGUUAUCCGUUGGUGUUUUUGACUCAAGUAGCCACGUACUUGGCGUUUGUCGAAGCCAGCGGGUGGUCACACGAGGCGUUCCUUCGUCGGCUACGAGGGGCCACAGGCCACAGCCAGGGCGUGGUCGCAGCGGUCCUCUUGGCGUCAGCCACCACGUCCACCGAGCUGAUUACGCUCGGCCUUCAAUACCUCCGGCUUAUGUUUUGGCACGGCGUUCGUGCCCAAACAGUGUUUGACUCGUUCGGAAGUUCUGGCAACAAACCCGCCGCCGCGACGCCCAUGCUACAGGUGCGAGGGUUGCCAGAAUCCACUGUCCGAUCCUCUGUUGAUGCCUUCAAUACUCGACUCGGUGGAGAUUUGGUGCAAGUGUCGCUCGUGAACGAUCCUGUGGCUGUCGUGGUGACUGGCUUGUCGCAGUCGUUGGGCGUUUUCCACGCCACAUUGGACGGUCAGCAACAUGUCGAUCCGAUUCGACUGGAUUUCUUGUCCGUGUCUUGUGCUUUUCACAGUUCAUUGCUGGCCCAAGCUCAAAGUCUGGUGGAAGCCGAUGCUGCUCGUCUCCAUCUGGCUGUGCGCGGUAACGCGUUGAACUGUCCAGUGAUUGGCACCACAGCCAAAGCCAUCAAUCUUCAGUCGUAUGGCGAAUCCAAUGUGAUUCCACUCUUGAUUCAAAUGCAACUGACCGACGCAGUGAAUUGGCCCGUGGUGACAUCCGCCUUGCAAUCCAUUCCCGGGGUCACACACGUGCUGGACUUUGGGCCUGGCCGGGGCACCCCGUUGCUCCUUCAUCGCGACAUUCAAGGGCUUCGUGUCCAUUCCAUCUUGCAUCAACCGACGGAACAAGCAACGCGAAUGUCCGACAUGGAGACUCAAGUCGCCAUGACUUGGUCAACCAUUCUGGACACGGACGUGGCGUUGAUUCAUGCCAAGUCGUCGUUCUUUGAUCUUGGCGGCGACUCGCUUUCGGCGAUUCAAGCGGUGGCCGAAUGCAAUGAGCUGGGGUUGCAUCUUACGGUGGCUCAAUUUUUACGAGAUCCCAUCCUUGGCCGCGUUGCCAGAGCUAGAAACGACAAGCCCGAGCGGAAGAAGUGGCCAUCUGCUGCCAUAUUGUCCUGCAACACGAUUUACAAGUGCGCAAGGGGGCUGGACGAUGUCAUCGUGUACCCCGUGACGCCCAUGCAAGGCGGCAUGUUGGCUGCGACGUCUGUCCACCCGAGUGCAAAUGUCCUGCAAGUGACGCUGAAACUGUCGGCGCCUACGACCCAAUCAUCGUUCGAGAGUGCCUUUCGAAUGGUGGUGGCCCAGAACGCGAUUCUUCAAACCACGUUCUCUUCGACUGAACAUGGCAUGUUCCAAGUCCAUCCUACGACUCCCCGACCUGGUGGCGCUAGCAUCGUGGCUUCGCCUUCCAAUAUCUCCUUGGGCGAGUACCUCCAAGCCGACCUAGCGCGGGGAUUUCAACUGGACGACUCGACUUUCAUUCGGCUCGCCAUGCUUUGUCCGCCCACUUCGACUGAUGUUUAUGGGGUGAUCACCAUCCACCACGCUUUGAUCGAUGGCUGGUCCAUGGACUCGUUUCUGUCGGAUUUGCUGAACGUGAUGGACCGACAAUCCGUCGCCCGUCGUCCUUCGUUCCGCACUGUCGUCGACUACAUCGAAGCUCAAGACAACCAAGCGUCGGCAGCAUUUUGGCGUGCUUAUCUUGGUGGUUUCACUCCCCAUGGCCUCGAGUUUGUUGCCCCCACAUCCACCAUCACCGAGGCUAGGUAUCCCCUAGUAUUGACGAAUUCAGUAACGUCGACGCAAUUGGCUCACGCAACCUCUCGUGCCGGGGUGAGCAUCGCGGAAUUGACCACGUUUGCCUGGGCUGCCACGCUGCGCAAGUUCACGCGGCAGUGCGACGUAGUGUUUGGCCAAGUUCUCGCAAAUCGGCAAAUUCCAGUCCACGAUGCCCAACGGAUUCUUGGGCCGUUGCUGAGCACGGUGCCUUGCCGCGUCCAUUUCAACGACAAGACGCAUUUGGAAGCGGCAUUACAAGCCGUUCAAACCACGCGUCCGUCCAUCGCUGGAUAUUCCCAUGUCGGUCUGAGCGACAUUGCGAAAGCGUGUGGCGAGUUUGCACCACAUCAACUCUUCGACACGUUGUUUGGGUUCCAGCAGUGGCCUCGACGAAGGACGUUGGCUGGAGUGGAAGUCAUCGAGUCUUGGAAGACAGCAUGGGGCGCGACGUCCCAGAACUUUUUGUUUGAGUUGCUGGUGGAGCCCACCAACGUGGUUGACAUGCCGUUGACCACGUCGGCGCAUUUCCUGCCUACGAAAAUGUCACGGAAUCAAGCAAAGUCGUUGCUGGACGAAUUCGACUAUACGCUAUUCCAGCUUUGCGACAUCCUCGGACCAGACGCGGAGCCACCUGCGACUGCCGCGGACUUGUGGUCGUUGAGUUUUGCCCAGAUGAACUUGAUCACGGCUGCAUCGUGUGGACCUGAAGUCCCUCUGUCGUUCGAGCUGCUCCAUCAUGGAUUCGAAUAUCAUGCCAGGCAGUCACCAGACCUUCGAGCUGUGGAGUUUGACGGACACUGGUUAUCGUACGGUGAAUUGAAUGCCCAAGCUAACGCCGUGGCGAGGCAGUUGCAAACGUUGGGUGUGACGGUGGGAUCUCGCGUGGCUGUGGUCAUGGACCGUUGUUUGGAGUUUCCCAUCGCUCUACUGGCGACGCACAAGACGGGGGCCUCCACGAUUCCAAUGGAUGCCUCCUUUCCUGCCACUCGUCUGGCGUUCAUGCUGUCGGAUGCAGGUGCCCACGCCAUCCUUUCCACCAAUAGACAUUGCGACAUGGCAAAGACUUUGGACGCAUCCAUCGACGUCGUUUCCAUUGAAUCGGCUACGUUAGCCAAACAUGCACAUCCAUUUACUCCUCUGCAAACGGCUACCAGACACGACGAAGCGUAUGUCGUGUAUACAUCUGGCUCCACCGGCCACCCCAAAGGUGUACCUGUAAAACACGUUGGAAUUGUGAAUUCAGCGACAUACCGCUCGUCCGACCUUGGCAUCGUCCGAGGAGCUCGCGUGAUGCAGUUUAUGGCCAUCGGGUUUGAUGUGUGCCAAUGGGAAAUUUGGAGCACUCUGUCGCAAGGUGCCACGCUGGUACUUCGAGGUGGCGACGAGAUCGACAUGCUUUCGACAGUAAACGUUAUAGCCAUUACUCCCACCGGCCUUUCCAAGCUUGGCUGUCCGACAAAGUACCCGAAUCUGAAAACGGUUUGUGUCGGUGGUGAAGCCAUUCCAACUUCGGUGAAAGACCUCUGGAGCCAGCAUGUUCAACUCUUCAACUGCUAUGGCCCAACCGAAGGCUCUUGUACCACGCACGUACAUCAGUUGUUGCCUGGCAAACCAGUAACUAUCGGUACACCAAUUUCAAACGUCCACUGCUACAUCCUCGACGACAACCAUCAAAACGUACCGAUCGGAACUCUGGGUGAAAUGUACUUGGGUGGUAUCUGUGUGGCAUCUGGCUACAUCAACUUGCCGGAAAUGACGGAAGAGCGAUUCUUGGUGGACCCCUUUGGCCAUGGCCGAAUGUACAAGACAGGGGAUCUGGGUCGUCUGCUGCCCAAUGGCCAAUUCGAAAUCGCUGGCAGACAAGACAGUCAGGUCAAGUUGAAGGGCUACCGCAUCGAGUUGGACGAAGUGGCCAAUGCCAUGAUGCAGCACCCAUCGAUCAAGUCGGCCGCUGCCAUUGUCAAGGACAAGACGCACCUCGUGGGGUACUUCACGCCUGCACAUGUCAACGUGGACGCGUUGAGACAGUGCGUGGCCGACCAGUUGCCAGUGUACAUGGUGCCAGCCGUGUGGGUUGGCUUGGACGACAUGCCCCAGAAUUCCAACGGAAAGAUCGACGUGAAAGUUCUGCAGUCCAUGGACGUGAGCGUCGACGUCGAAACGUUGGAGACAGACGUGGAGCUCAAAAUGGCCACAGUGUGGGCAAACGUGCUUGGCGUGAACGUGUCUGAGAUCGGUCGCCAGUCGUCCUUCUUCGCGUUGGGAGGCGACUCGUUGUCUGUUGUCCGAGUCAUCGCAGCGUGCAAAGCCAUGGGGUUGGCGUUGCUGUGUCAACGCAUCGCCAAGUGGAUUGGCCAAGUGCGAUGGCUCUAG